GUCAUCGACACCACACCCAUAUUCUCUGUCCUGCCCAACAUGCCCGGUACACCCAAGGACAAGAAAGCGCCAGACCUACCCUUACGCCUCAGUAGCACAAGCGGCGGUAUAGUCAAAUCCAUUCGAGACCGGCUGCAUGGCGGAAGACGAACACCCCACCCAAGCGACGCAUCCCCUCUGAAUGCUCUCACGGGAGCAACGCUCGUGAAUUCGCCGGACUUUGGACCCGAACGCAGACCUGAUGGCGGUGGACGCUCUACCAUUGACGCCGUGGGUCAACCUGGAGUUAACAAUACGUCCGUCGAGGUCUCCAAGGAAGAUUUCGAGCCAUCGUUGAAUAAUGGGCAUCUCCUGUUCCCGGACACGCGAUCGGUGUUCGCCUUGGAUGUUUCGGGAAGCACCGCAGGGAAAGUUCUCCGCGUCGAGAAAAGCGCAGUGCAGGCUAUCAGUGACGGCCUCACUGCUGCAGGAAAAAGAGCUGCGCACAUCAUACCAUGGAACAACCGCGCCCGCCAAACCCUUCAGCUCGACGAGUUAGACUAUGUCAACUCUGGGGGAGGGACGGACCCGACAGCGCUGCUGACUACGGCGAACUGCAAAGAAUCCCUCAUCCGAAGCGAUCUCUGGUUCCUUUUGACCGAUGGCGAGAUCGAUGACGAUCUCAUUCGGAGCUUUGCCCAUGGAAUCUCCAAUGCGCAACUGCACGGAACUGCUUGUGUUGUGGUCGUCUUCGCCUCUUCCCUGGAUCGUCCAGUCAUGUGCAAUAUCUCAGUCGGCAAAGCAUUGUUCGCAGUUGCGCCAGAUUGCCUGUUCCUCUUCCACGACUUCGAGACUGGGGAUGUUCGCAUUCUCCUGUGCAAGGGGUGUUUCCGAAAACUUCUCCCGGAGAAUAAGGCGAUGCCCUUCAUCAACUACUCCACAACAUGGGAAGAUCUUCCGAAGUUCGACUACCAACAGUUACACGACAUGCAAAUACCGAGACCCCGAAAGCCUGAGCAGGAGACCAUUAUUCUGUCCACGGGUGAACUCCUCGAUCUCAACGAAAUCUACAACAAUUCCCUCGAUGAGACUGCCACCCAGCGCCUGCUAUCUCGCGCGGAAGAUUUGGAUACAUUAGUAUUGACAGCGCAUACAAGAGGUCGGGCAGAUGACGUACGGCGGUGGGUCCACAAGCAAAGAGUACAAGUCCGCGACCCUCUUUACGCUGAUCGACCCGAUGACGAUGGCCGUGGCGCGAGUCUCAUCGUAGCAACGAUUGAGGCACUCAGGGUCCUUGAACGGUCAGGCAGACAAACGACCAUCGAGGAACAGUCUGACCUCCACUCAAGGCUUGAACGUCUCAAAGAAUCGCUUCGUAACGCACAUAGAGAGAAUUGGUUACGGUUCUGUUCGGUUCUUGGGGUUGAGUCCGAGCGUAGGGUUGAUCGGGAAAGGGUUAUCCAGUGUUGCGAUACAGGAUUUGAAGUAGCCAAGGAGCGUUCACCAAGAUGUUCAGCGCCUUGCUCACCAACCUUGAAGGAGCCACACGGGCGUUUACCACCAGCAGUAGCGCGAGCUACUCAGCAAACUGAUUCGCCUGCCACCCGGUUCAAUACUAGGCCAGCCACCGCUCAACAAGCUGCUACCCAAUUACCGGUCCGUCCCCCUACGAGUGUACAGGCCACAACCCCCUUGUCCAAGGACCUUCUUUUCUUGAAAGGUUUUGAGGCUCUUCGGAAGUGUAGAACACUCUAUGAGCAACAACAAAUCGGAGGUGUAUAUGACACAUGCGGCCUCUGUGAGGAGACGGAGGUUAUCAUGUGUCUGCUGCUGAAAGAGCCCCCCAAGGAUCUUCAUACGGAUGCCUUCCCUCCCGUCGGAGCGGACGCGAGGCACAAGUACCCACUCGUGCUUGGGAAUUUUCCGGAGACCGACAUCGUUGCCUCCAUGCUCUGCUGCGACGCAUGUUCUUCGCUCAUGGUUCAGCAUGGACAGAGCGUCGAUGGGGAAAAACUGGUGGCAGCGUUGCCUUUGGUCCCAUUGUAUAAAGCCAAGAACAAGGCCAAUUGGCUAUCCACGCUGUCGAAGGCGUUCCACGGUCGAUUCAACGACGAGAUUCUAGCUUUGGUACUUCUCUCUUCCAUCUGCGGCGCUAUCGACGAUCUAGGUGCCUCUGACUCCCGGCGUAUUGAUGCCACCAUUUCUGGGCUCAGGCAGGCAUGCUUCUACCUCUCCACUCUGCCAUCCGCCAACGAAAUUCCCGGGAAUGAAUCCCCAAUCAUUGGGAUGGACCCGUCAAAAUCGCUUCGAGAGAUCUUGGGAACCGCGCUCGAAAGGAUGCGCAAUGCGAACUGUCAGCUCCUCUUCUAUCCGCUCGAUGGAUUCGUGGUCCUAGUUCAUAUCGCCAACAUGAUCGACCCAGAUGGAUCGAAAAUCUCCACCUUCGUCUGGCUCCGGAUGCUGUUCCAUCUCACUGAGAAACACUAUGCCCUGAUGGCAGAUGCUGGUGAAGAACAGGCAACUGCGGCCCUGUUGGCUAUCCUUGCAGACGACUCCGAAACAGUAGAAGAAAGCACAACCACCACGAAUAGCCACAGCCGUAAGCAGACAAAAACAUCCGUAUCCAUCGGCCAGCUCGAAGGGACGUACCAGCUAAGCUCGGAAGAGCUCGCCACCUUCCAGAGGCUUGGCGAUUCCUUUGUCAAAAUUCGAUCAAGCGCUUCCUUCGCGAUUGCUGCUUAUCUGGAUAUCCUUCUCGAGUACUCUCCUAAAUUUUCAACGCCAGAGGGGUUAUUCGACGAGAUGAAGAAACGGCAGAGUUUGGCAGGUGUGUUCUGGGCACCGUAUAAGAUAAACGAGGAAGACGUAUAGAAGGUAAUUAAAGCUACUAAGCUAUAAUAUUAACUUCUCUCUCUCUUAUAGUUUCUUUAAGGUAUUAGUGUUUUCUAGAAAUUAGUAUAAAAAGAAGGAAGUUACAACUAUUUAUAUAGGUUUUAU
Messenger RNA from Trematosphaeria pertusa, 2976 nucleotides. RefSeq lists its product as uncharacterized. Bases 40 to 2850 code for a protein of 936 amino acids. The transcript has 2 exons. Lineage: Eukaryota; Fungi; Ascomycota; Dothideomycetes; Pleosporales; Trematosphaeriaceae. The record is from RefSeq and is a predicted model, not a curated record.